Messenger RNA from Ornithodoros turicata, 3020 nucleotides. RefSeq names its product integrator complex subunit 4-like (gene IntS4). The transcript has 20 exons. Gene Ontology annotation, cellular component: integrator complex. The coding region runs from base 111 to 2999 and encodes 962 amino acids. Gene Ontology annotation, biological process: snRNA processing. The record is from RefSeq and is a predicted model, not a curated record. Lineage: Eukaryota; Metazoa; Arthropoda; Arachnida; Ixodida; Argasidae.
UUCAAAAAUGAGGUAUGAUAGCCUCGAACCCCGAAGGUAUUUGUCGCAACCAGUGGAAGGUCGAGGCUAGACGCUAGACGGCACUGCAUGCUUCACAAACAUCAACAAUAAUGGCGGCCGUCUUGAAGAAGAGGGCUUUGGCUGAGUUCAGUCAAGUCCUUCAGGAAGAGCCACCGAAACCAUUGAAGAAACUAUGCAUAUCAAAGAAGCCAACUGCGCAGAAAGUAAUAAGUGUCGCAGAAAUCCUCAAGUCGGGAAGCACAGCGGAUGUCACUUUGAUGCUUAUCCAGCUUUCCGAAUCAUUGCCAACGGAGGCAGAAGAAGUUGGCAACGCGUACAGGGCCCUGGUCGAACAUUAUAGUCAAGAAAAAGAGACUUUGAUACGCGCAAAGCUGAUUUCUGUGAUUGGUCAAAUGGUGAAGACAAGUGGCUUGGAUCCCAGCAUGGUUCUAGACGACAUUGUGUUACUUCUAAAGACGGAAACGUCUCAUGUCGUUCUAGCAGCAUUGGUGGAUACACUCCAUGCUGUUGGUCUGCAAUCAACGAAUGACAAGAGAGUGCAGCAGAAAGUGAUCCACCUUGGAAAGCAGACGUUAUCAGACACAAACCAUAAGGUGAAAUGCAAGUGCCUUUACUUGCUGAGUAACCUUAUGCCCACAGACGGAAAACCAGAUGCUGUUGCUGGUCUCAUCAGCAUCAUUAGUGAGUAUACUACAAACCAAGACCCCAGGGUGAGAACAGAGGCAUUGCAAGCGAUGUUGCAUCUCAACGACCGAGGACUCAAGCUUGACAGGGCCGUAUACGAACAAGCGACGUCUGCUCUUGGUGAUGAUUAUGAAAGUGUCCGAAUCGUGGCAUUGAGGCUUGUUGAAGUACUCAGUCACGUCUAUCGAGAUCAGCUGGUGAAAGUGAAGAAUAGUCAGGAGCAGAUAUUGUUGGUGGACGAUGCAUUUGCCAAAAUAUGCCAAAUGAUAAAUGACCUUUCAAUGAGUGUCAGGAUAGAAGCGGCAUCUUUACUGGGUAAGAUGGACCAUGUGAGUCCUUGCUUCUUGGAACAAACACUGGAUAAAAAGCUUAUGUCAAAUCUGAGGAGGAAGCAGUCAGCCCAUGAGAGACAGAAAGAGAACUACGAGAGUGGAGAAUGGUCGUCUGGCCAGAAAUGGGCAGACGAUGCACCUCGUGAAGAAUUGGAUGCGCAGAACGUCAACCUCAUGGGCUCCGGUGCCUGCGGCGCAUUCGUGCACGGCCUUGAAGACGAGUUUCUCGAGGUCCGUAUGGCCGCACUUGACUCACUAUGUAAGCUGGCUCUCAGGUUUCAUUCAUUUGCGGCUCAGUCCCUCGACUUUGUCGUUGACAUGUUCAACGACGAGAUUGAAGAAGUUCGCCUGAAAGCGAUUAAGUGCCUCGGCUGUAUAAGCAACCAAAUAGUCUUGCGUGAGGACCAGCUGGAGACCAUUCUGUCUGUACUAGAGGAUUUCUCUAUGGAUAUUCGAGAAGCGCUGCAUGAGCUGCUCGGAAGCUGCUGUCUUUCAACUAAAGCUGGACUCAAAGCCUGUGUGGAUAACCUGUUAGAGAAUCUCAAACGAUACCCUCAGGACAAGCGCUCCAUUUGGAGGUGUCUCCGCUCUUUAGGCAACAAACAUCCAUACCUUACGCUACCACUGGUUCCGGAAAUGUUGGGCAUUCAUCCCUAUUUUGACCUGCCUGAACCUGAUGUGGAAGAUCCAUCUUAUAUCAGCAUUCUUAUCUUGGUUUUCAACGCUGCAGCAUCAUGCCCUACAAUGAUGCCUUUGUUUGAAGAGCACACACUGAGGCAUUACUCAUACCUGAGAGACUCAUUUCCUAACUUAGUUCCACAGCUAAAGCUGCCAAAUCAGCAAUGUCACAUCGUAGAUAUGGGUCCUUCAUCCCUGGCACAAUCUCACACCUUCUUGCAUCAAGUCCUGGAAAGGGUGUCAGCAGCUGAACACAAGCAUUCUACUGCCCGACAAGGCUGGCUUGAGACUGCUAUUAGUGAUUUACAGCGACUCGCUGAAAUUGAACCACAGUUAUCUGCAGCCGCUGAAUGUGCAAGCUUCUACAUUCAGUGCCAGCUACUUCUAGCAAAAAUCUUGUCAAAUAAAAGUUGGCUGAACUUCUCAGCUGUGUCACCAUUACAGAGUAACAUGCUGAAAACACUUUUGGAACAGCUACUGCAGCAGACGUUCAAUCUCAAUCACAGAUUUUUGGGCCUGGAAAAGCAAGAGCUGGCAGCUCUGAAACAACUGCGUCUACGAGCCCUUGCUCUGCAGCUGGUUGUGGUAAUCAAAGGAAGCAAUGCCUCAGCCUUGGGUCUCUGCGAGGCUUUCCUUGACCAAGUGGAAAUGUUGCAAACGUUUCUGGAAGAGAACGAGCUGCAGCCAGACACCUUCACGGCCGCAAUGUUUCGCGACAUGGAUGCGCUCGAGGAACCAAAACCAGGGUCCGUGGCAAGAGUGCUUCAGCCGUUGAUUCAGGCGCAUUCCUGUCCGACUUUGAAGCUGUGUUGCCACACAAGUGAGCAAGGUGGCACAGGUUUGGAGAGGAUCAGGCAGACCAAGGCAACGAUAUACGAACCCGCGGGGGAGACAGAUCUACCUCAGAAAUUUACGGCCGGGCUCGUGCUGGGAGUGACUUUGGAUGCAGAGAUUGAAAAUGUGCAAGAUGUCAAGAAUGUCAGGGUCAAGGUGAAGUACCCGGACAAACAGGUACAACUCAUCCUUCCUCGACUGGCAGACUUCAGGCAGCUGGAGGACCUCAAGUAUAGGCUGUACACAACCGUGCUUCUGUCACAUGGCGUAUGGUCAGAAGCCUUACACGUGGAGAUUGGCCUUGUGUUAGAUUUCUCCGAUACAGAAUCCGCGCACAGCAAAGGCGCCCAAAAAAGUGGUUUCGGACUGAAAGUGGAAGACCAGACGAUCGAGUUGUGUAAAACUGUGAAAGUGUACAUUGCGCCGAAGCCCAUCAAAAAAGGAAUAUAAAGAACGUGUUUGAAGGUAACA